CACACACACAGCGGUCUAAAAAGGGAGGAUGUACAAUCGUUCUACACUCUGCCACGUCUUCAGGAAGUUGUCUUCGGCGAAAGUCGGCAGUUCUCGGUAAACUCCGUAAAAUAAAAAUGGCAGCCGCCAUGGAGUUGGUGAUCGCCAAGAAAAAGCUCCUAGAAGUCUUGAAAGAUGAUUGGAAGCUAUACAUCAACAAUUUACAAUCCUGGUUCAAGCAAAAGCUGUCAAGAGAAGACUUCGAUGCUAAGGCUAGACGUAUACUACCCCCAGAAUGUACACAUCUUCACAACCAGUUCCUAUUAGCCAUACUUACCAGGUGUCAAACAUUCAGCACAACAUUAUCUCCCAGAGAUCUAAACCACCAUAGUAGUAAAUCACAGAGCAGUAAGAGACAGAGAUUAAAGAAGAAACAUUCCACCAGGUCUAACUUUCAACAACGUUUUGUUCCCCAAAACCCAUUGAACCAAGCUCCACAUAUAGUGCCACGACAACCAGAUGAGGAACCAACUUUGAAUUAUUGUACUAAAGACCACACAUUACCAGAUAUUGCCAUGAUUCAUGGUCGUAUGAUAGUUAGUGCCUGGGAUUAUGGUCUAGAAGAUGUGGAAAAUGAUGCUGUUCAUAUGGUGCUAUGUGCAGUAGAGCAACAAUUAAAAAAUGUAAUCUCCUCUGUGAUAUCCCGACGUGCCGGUUUCAAGACACGAGAAGGAAGAUUUAAAUAUUCUAUGGGGUCUCAACCAACAGACCCCUACCAACGGACAUCACAACAUUUACAUGAUUACACAACAGAAAGUCAAGCCACAGAUAUAUGUGCCAAGGGGUCCCAUGGACCAAGUAUAAAACCAUCUCCUGCUACAGCUGACAUGGAUGCUGCUUUUCAACUUGCUUGCUCUGGUGCAAAGGGGCCUCUGAGAACACCAAUCACAUUGUUUGAUUUAUUUGAUGCCUUAAAAGCCUCUAAAAGUACAAUAGCGUCACAUUCAGUGUAUUCCAUCAACAUGGAACGUAUAGUAAACAGACUUUGGCAUCCAUCUAACGAAGAACUAGAACAAGACGUCAUAUUUAGAGAACAGUUAGCUUUAAAACAGUCUUCACAAAGUGGAACAAGGCUUUGAUAUUGUACUAUUUUUACAUCAGUAAUUUUGUCACCAUCAGAUGUGGUGACAUAUUCUUAUAAUCUCCACUUUUUGGAUGGUUUUGGGCGGAUGGCAUUUCGUGGACAU
Molecule: messenger RNA, 1226 nt
Organism: Owenia fusiformis
Lineage: Eukaryota; Metazoa; Annelida; Polychaeta; Sabellida; Oweniidae
Source: the annotation of a GenBank genome assembly